ACGAUCGAAUAUAAGUAUCGCAGCUAGUCGUGGCCAUCGGCUCUACGGCCUCUUGACACCGUCCUUGCUCCGCUCGAGGCACGAGCAGCAUUAAUUGAGUCCCAGUUCCUUCCGUUGCACCGCGGCGGCCUGGUCCCGCACACCGCCAGAAGGAAAAGCACGUGUAUCGAUCGCGGUACCACCAGCUAUACCAGUGCCCCUGCCCCUCAUCGCCCGGAUCCCCGACGACCUGCGCCCUGGAGAAGUGCAAGCCGAAAGACAAGUGCGGGUAGCGCACCAGCGUUUCGCCGACCAACCUUCGAGGAGGAAGUCAGUCUCACGUCAGUACUCUAGCCGCUUCUCUCACGUAUCGACACGCUCGAUUUCUCUUCGGUACUUACAUGUGAUUUCUAUUUACACGAGAGCUCCGAGGGUCUCCGGUGUCUGGUGGUCCGUUUGGGUUGAUCCUACCCUCGCUGGUCCGACGGGAAUACAGGGGUGUGAGAGGGAAUAAAUAACUACAUUAAUACUAUAAAUAUGGCCGACAGAAUAUACUAUCCGAAUUCGGCGAUUGCCGCGAAUUCGCACUGCAGCAGCUUCAAACAGUAUCAAGAAUUGUACAAACAAUCGAUUGAAAGUCCCGAAAAAUUUUGGGGCCAGGUGGCCAAACAAUUUCACUGGGAGACACCGGUAAAAGAGGGAAAAUUUUGCUCGUAUAAUUUCGAUGUAAGUAAAGGAGACGUAUUCAUCGAGUGGAUGGAAGGUGCCUCCACCAACAUCAGUUUCAACCUUCUAGACAGAAACGUUAAGAAUGGAAAUGGCGACAAAGUAGCCUUUUAUUGGGAAGGUAAUCAUCCGGAUGACUACUCUCGGCUUACAUACAGAAAACUGCUUGAAGAGGUUUGCAGAUUUGCCAAUGUCUUGAAAUCGAAAGGUGUAGCCAAAGGCGAUUGCGUGGCAAUUUAUAUGCCAAUGAUUCUCGAAUUGCCCAUUGCCAUGCUUGCGUGCACGAGAAUAGGUGCCACUCACAACAUUGUGUUUGCAGGAUACUCGUCGGAUUCACUGGCAGAGCGCAUGCUUGAAUCAAAAUCAAAAAUCCUUAUAACUGCGGACGGCGUAUGGCGUGGUGAAAAACUGCUGAACCUAAAACGUAUAUGCGACGAUGCUUUGGAAAAGGCGAAAAAUAGCGGACACUUGGUAGAAAGCUGUAUAGUAGUUUCACAUCUUCAAAGGCUCAGCAACACUAUGAAUAAAUCAGAAUCCAGUGAAGGUGUCGGCGUAAAUGGUACAAAUGGAUCUACGAAUGGUACGCGAAAAAAUAACCCGAGAUCCAACGAUUUUGAGAUUGCCUGGAUAGAGGAUCGAGAUUUUUGGUGGCAUGAAGAGAUGGAAGACGUUGACUCUCGCUGUUACCCAGUAUGGAUGGCUGCUGAAGAUCCUCUAUUUAUUUUAUACACUAGUGGCUCGACGGGGAAACCGAAAGGAGUUCUCCACACUACAGCCGGAUAUCUCAUUUAUGCCGCUACGUCGUUCAAAUAUGUUUUCGAUUAUCAUCCGGGCGAUGUUUAUUGGUGUACAGCUGACAUUGGAUGGAUCACAGGUCAUACUUACGUUGUCUACGGUCCAUUAGCGAACGGUGCCACCUCUGUAUUGUUUGAAGGGACACCGUUUUAUCCGGAGAAUGACAGAUACUGGUCCAUAGUUGAUAAAUAUAAGGUUACGCAAUUCUACACAGCACCGACCGUUCUGAGGUCACUGAUGAAGUUUGGAGAUGACUUGCUAAAGAAACAUGAUCUUACAACAUUAAAGGUCCUCGGAUCGGUUGGAGAGCCCAUCAACUCUGAAGCAUGGCUGUGGUAUUAUAACGUCGUCGGUGGCGGCAAAUGCAGUAUCGCCGACACAUUCUUCCAGACCGAAACUGGCGGUCACGUAAUCACGCCGCUCCCGGGGGCGACGCCUAUGAAACCCGGAUCCGCGGCGCUUCCAUUUUUUGGCGUUUCACCGGAACUUCUCGAUGAAGAUGGUACCGUGAUCAAUGGCGAAGGUGAAGGUUUUUUAGUCUUCGGCAAGCCGUGGCCGGGUAUGACGAGGACAUUGUUUGGAAAUCACGAAAGAUUCCAGUCAACUUAUUUCUCAAAAUUUCACGGCUAUUACUGCACAGGAGACGGUGCGAAACGAGACGCCGAUGGUUAUUUGUGGGUGACAGGCCGCGUAGAUGACAUGCUGAAUGUGUCCGGGCAUUUGAUGUCCACUGCCGAAGUUGAGAGUGUCUUGAGCGAGCACGAAGCCGUUGCGGAAGCAGCUGUGGUAAGCAGGCCACAUCCGGUCAAGGGCCAAUGUCUUUACUGCUUCAUUACGCCGAACCAGGACGCGCCGUUUGACCGAAAGCUGCAGGACGAAUUGAAGAUAAAAGUACGAGAAAGGAUAGGGCCCUUCGCUCAACCGGAUGUUGUUCAGCAUGCCCCUAGCCUGCCGAAAACGCGUACGGGGAAAAUUAUGCGGCGUAUAUUACGAAAAAUAGCUGUCGGCGACAGAAACGUUGGGGACACAUCAACUCUGGCCGACGAAGCUGUGGUGGAUCUGCUUUUCCAGCUACGACCACAGAUUUAGAAAUCGAAUCUACAGCAUAGAUGGAACACUUGCGUUCGUUCACAUCCGGUAUAUUAAGAAUAGUGAAAUCAAAAAAGUGUACGAAACUUGGUUGCGUUUCGCUAUCGUCCAUUACUACAAACUCAACACCUUGAUUGGCUAUAACAUUUUCGCGGCAGUGAUCAAAAUGCAGCUGAGUCUCGGAACAGUCAUGCCGACCAAAAAUGAGUAUCAGUGUAUAUAACAUAUACACCUCUCUAUUAGUAUUACAUCAUUUUAUUUAUACAGGUCUAUUUUCCAUAUUAUACGUACAGUAGUACUAUGUGUAUACCUGCAGCAGUCGCACGCCAUCAUAUACAUUGUAUGUGUGAUUUUUUUUUGUGCGACAGUCAUACGGUUAGUGUGCGAUUAUAAUUAUGAUGCAUUGUGAAGCUUCGUACGACAUACAAAUUAUUACAGAUGCAUAACGGAUAAUUCUUGUAUCUUACUGUGGUACCACACAAGCAUAAACAUGGCAUGUACACGGACGCACAUUAUACUAAAAAGUACGUGGCUAUGCAUCUCAAUGUAGCUAGCAGUUGAAAAUAACUCAUUGUCGGUUAAUUUGUACAUUUUUUUUUGGUUGUCUUCACUCUCAUCAUAGUGAUUUACACGAAGUAUGAAUAUUACUUUUAUAAUCUACUUACAUUUGACAAGCCAUAUUGAAUAUACACAGAAAUCUGACCGUUCAUUUUACAAAACGCUAACUACGGCCGGGUCAAAUUAUAUUUUGCUAUCACACAUUCGAUUGUUUUACAAUCAAACGACUCGGUGUAAAAGUCUGAUUUCCAAGCCAUAAUCAGUAGGAUGAUUUACGACUAAUCAUUCCAACGAAGGAUAUUUAUAAUGUAUAUUGAACCGAUCGUAUAACUUCACUAUACUUUCCUGAAGGAUAAUAAUUAAGUGCAGUAAAAAUGAUUUAUUCAUACUACAUCUUACAAGAAUGUGCGCACUAAGGUUUCAACGCAACAGCAGUAUUUAAACUAAGAAAAAAGACACAUACCGUACCGUAUAUCAUAUGUACCUCCAUCCACGUCACCGACUGGGCUGCGUUAAGAAUGAACAUCGAGGUGUAUUUUUUUCUCAAUGCACACUAGUCAA
Molecule: messenger RNA, 3708 nt
Organism: Diprion similis
Lineage: Eukaryota; Metazoa; Arthropoda; Insecta; Hymenoptera; Diprionidae
Gene: AcCoAS
Product: acetyl-coenzyme A synthetase
Exons: 11
Coding region: 517-2589 (690 amino acids)
Biological process (GO): acetyl-CoA biosynthetic process
Molecular function (GO): acetyl-CoA synthetase activity
Source: RefSeq, a predicted model, not a curated record